AUGGCAGAUUCCCUCAGUCGCACCCUGGCACGGUUUGUUGAUGCUUUGCAGUUUGACAAUCUUCCGCCAGAGGUGCCGGACAAAGUAAAGACCUCCCUGCUGCACUCCUUAAUCGGCACUUUCCUUGGUGCUGAAACGGCCCACGGCAAGGCAUCCAUUGAACUGAUAAAGAUGGAAGAGGCUAUGGCCGAGGGCGCAACUAUCCUGGUGGAUGGAGCCAGGGCAACUCGGUGUGGGGCGGCCUUUGCCAACAGCAAGUUGAUGCACGCAACUAAUCAGUCUGACUCUUACCGAAUGCUUCUUCACCCCGGCCCCUGUGUCAUUCCCGCAGCCCUGGCGACGGCGCAGAUUGAGAGGCGUGCUGGAAGAGAAUUGAUAACGGCCAUCGCCGCCGGUUAUGAGGUGGAAGCGCGUAUCGCUGGUGACUACAUACCUUCUACUCAGGCACGAGGGUUUCGGUCAAGCCCAGUGUACGGAAUCAUUGGCGCCGCGAUCACCACUGGCAAGCUGCUGCGUUUGAACGAGGACCAAUUGGUAACUACUGUUGCCUUGGCCUGCACUUUCGCUGGAGGGACCACGGAAGGAGCGCGUUCCGGUGGCCGGGAGAUGCUGUUCCACGAGCCAAAUGCCACGCGAAACGGCAUAAUGGCAGCCCUGCUGGCCAGGGAGCACGUACGGGGUUCCGAGACUGCGCUGGAGGGAGCCGCAGGGUUUUACAACGCCUUUACGGGCAACAACCGAGGAGAUCUGUCCUAUGUUUUCGCCGGUCCUGACCACGUAGCGUUGGAUAGUGUAGUAGCGGGGUUAGGAGACAGGUGGGAGUUGCUUCACGUUACGCCCAAGCUCUAUCCCACCGCAGGUUACAACUGCCCGGUCAUUGAACUGAUGUCGGACAUAAGGGCGGCUCAUAACCUGCCUGUUGAAGAAAUAGAGAAGAUUACCGUAGACAUGAACUGGCUGGAAACUACCUAUCCGUCUCCGGCCUUCCCCAACCCGACGCGGAGUGCUGACGCCCCGGCCGUUGGCAGCACCCAUUACUUCACCGCCUAUACCUGCGUCAAUGGCAACUAUCCCCCGCUGCGGACUCGGAUUGACCCCGGGGACCAGUCUGGCGAAGAAAAUGCUACAGUUCUUGAAUUGAUGAAGAAGGUAGAUGUUGUCGGCCACCGGGACCGCCGGGCUUUUGCGCCCCGCAUCACCGUGACGCUGUCUGGCGGCACCGAAUACCAGGGUGAAUACCAGGGCAAUGAACUGGAGUGGAAUCUGGCCACCGAACUGCGACGAGUGCGCCCGCUAUUCGAUGACAUGCCUUGGCCGAAGGACAAUCUGGAAAGCAUCGCCCAGAUAGUCACAGGUCUGGAGAUUGAGCAGCGAAUGGACCACCUGAUUGCCCAGUCGGGAGGGGAGCCGGCGCCAAAUUUGGGCGGGCCGGAAUACAGUGCUUUGGUCGUCAGCUCCGACCUGGCUAAGGGGCUCAACCGUCUGGUUUUCACUCUUGUUAACCGGGAUAAUGUCCCAGUGUAUGCCGAGCAGGCCGUAGUGUCGGCAAUGUACACCCCUCCCGGAGCUUCGGAACCUCAGCCAAGAGGGGUGUUCACGGCAACCUUUCUGCCCUGGCCACCUGAAGGAAGUAAUCGCGGAGUCUUUGUUACCGCCAUCGACUUUGAAGUUGCCGGGGAUGCCACGCGGGAGAGUCCCGGCCUCUGGGAACUUGGGAUAAAUGCCACUGCUGCAAACGGGGCGGAGGUGCAAGCGGUUACCGCGGUACGCGUCGCGGAGUCUCCUGCCACUCCGUCAAUUGGCUCUCCGGCGCCUAGAAGCGUAACCCCGGUAGCAGUGGAUGCACCGGAGAUUUCCCACAUAACCAGCGCGCCCAGCCCUGACCCGGAGUUGUACCGGUUAUCCGUUCACGAGGCAUUGGAUGGUGGUAUACCCCUGAUGGUCGUCUUUUCUACGCCAGCCUUCUGCGUGAGUGCCACCUGCGGGCCCCAGUUGGAAAUCCUUGGACAAUUGAAGGAGCGAUACGGGGACCGGGCGAACUUCAUUCACGUAGAGGUCUUUGAAGAUCCGCACUUGAUCCAGGGUGACCGUUUCACAGCGAAACAGGUGCCCGCGGUGGCCGAAUGGGGUCUACCCACAGAGCCGUGGACCUUCAUAGUAGAUAGUGAGGGACUGAUAAGUGCCAAGUUCGAACAGUUCACUCCCGAAGAGGUGCUGGAGGCAGCACUGAAAGAGACCCUGUAG
Molecule: messenger RNA, 2244 nt
Organism: Geodia barretti
Lineage: Eukaryota; Metazoa; Porifera; Demospongiae; Tetractinellida; Geodiidae
Source: the annotation of a GenBank genome assembly